GCUGGAUAAAUUCAUUUGAGUGCUAAAUAUCCCCGGAACGUUCGGCUGUUCGGUCAAAAACGUAUAAUUGAAAGAAUGUCGUCUCAUCGAGCGGAUGCGAGCACCUUUCUCGACAACCGAGGCUACACUGGCCCCCUCGUCCGCGGCGUGAAUCCUGUCACAUUGUUCGAAAAAGCUGUACGCGAUCGUAUCACAGAUUCAUACUAUUGGAAAGAGCAAUGCUUCGGUCUCAAUGCUGCCACACUGUGUGAUCGCGCAAUCGAACUGACGUCGAUCGGUGGAACCAUUGUUCUCGAAUAUUUGAAUUUCACUGAUCCAGGAAGUGGAGAUGAGGAGAACCCGGAGGAUACAGAAAUCAACGGAGAAGUGGUCAAAGGUAGAGGUGACUUCAAGUAUUUACGAUCCCUCGCCGCAUUUUAUAUUCGUCUUACGUUCGAAGCUGCCGAAAUUUACAAAUAUCUGGAGCCGCUACUGCUGGAUUAUAGGAAGCUGAAGCGAAGGAUGCGCGAAAAUUACGUUCUUACCACCAUGGAUCAGUUUAUCGACGAUUUGCUCACGAAAGAUCGAGUGUGCGCGACGAGUUUAUGGAAGCUACCUUCUCGACAAAUGCUAGAAGAUCUGGACUUAUUGGAAGAACGAAUUAGCCCGUUGGCUGAUGAAUUGGAGGAACUUGACCGGGAGAGUGUGGCAAGUUACCACAGCAGGCAAGACGAUGAUAGUGAUCGCGGUUCAGAUACUAUGCGGCAAGAGGAAUGA
This is a messenger RNA of Talaromyces stipitatus ATCC 10500, 756 nucleotides long. Its product is annotated as RNA binding protein, putative. NCBI's taxonomy places the organism in Eukaryota, Fungi, Ascomycota, Eurotiomycetes, Eurotiales, Trichocomaceae. Gene Ontology annotation, cellular component: precatalytic spliceosome. The record is from RefSeq and is a predicted model, not a curated record. The coding region runs from base 76 to 756 and encodes 226 amino acids. The transcript has 2 exons.